Molecule: messenger RNA, 2022 nt
Organism: Leptinotarsa decemlineata (Colorado potato beetle)
Lineage: Eukaryota; Metazoa; Arthropoda; Insecta; Coleoptera; Chrysomelidae
Biological process (GO): regulation of transcription by RNA polymerase II
Cellular component (GO): nucleus
Molecular function (GO): zinc ion binding; DNA-binding transcription activator activity, RNA polymerase II-specific; RNA polymerase II cis-regulatory region sequence-specific DNA binding
Source: RefSeq, a predicted model, not a curated record
UAGUCAAAAUUUCAUGAAUUAUAAUUAUAAUUACCACAGAAUAUUUUUUGGUAUCACAGAUCACCGUAUUUACCGUUUACCAUUUACCAGUAAUCAGUGAUUUGUUUGAAAGCGGCUUGAAUUCCAUAACCAAAGUAAAUUAUUUGUGUUUUGCGAAUGUUGGACAUGAAGUUUCAAAUUAUAAACCUAUUUAAAUUAAAACUCUUAUGAUCUUUGACUCAAUUCUUCAAUAACUUGGAGUCCAAUUGAAAAUCAGAAAUAAUUUUCAACAGCUGAGAUGCUCUAUUAUACCUACUUUAUGAGAAAAGAAGGUUUCCAAUUCAAUAUCACUAUUUAACUUCAGUGAGACAUUCCUUAGCAAGGAACUGAUGGAAAACAAUUUAUUUCAAAUCGAGGAAGGUAGAAAUGGAUGAAAUAAUAGAUCUCACAGAUGUAACUCAAAUUUGUAGAAUCUGUUUAAAACAGAAAGAUGAUCUUUCACCCUUGGAUACUGUAAUGAAGUUUGAGGAAAAAGGGUACCCAUCAAUUAACGUACUGCAGGCACUGGUAUCGUUAACAUCUAUUCCAGUUGAAGUUGGGCCAAAUCUUCCAUCGAAUUUAUGUUGGAAGUGUCUAGAAUUGACGAAAUCUGCAUUCCUGUUCAAGUCCAAAUAUGAAAAGUCAGUAUCCAUUCUGAAAAUUGUCACUUCAAAUGUAUUUAAAAUCAAUAAGGUUGCCUCUGACUACCAGCAGAAAGUUUGCAAUAUUCAGAAGUCCUCUUCUGCACAACAAAAAAAUCAGGUCCUUCAAGAAAUUUUACAACAACAAGCUAGUGAACAGAAUGGCGAAAAUUUAUUGUCACCAUCUUGUGAACCAGCUAACGAAUCGAAUGAAGAAUAUGAGCAAGAACAAAAUGAAUCGUUGAAAACUGAAUGCAACGAUACGAUUGAGGAGAAACCUAAGCUACAUCCAUGUCCAAUAUGCGUAGUAGAAUUACCAGCAUUAGAACUUCGAGAGCAUAUUCACAGUCAUCGAUCGCUCAAAAGCUAUUUAAGCGUGCCAAAAGUCUCCCCGAAUGCAAGAUUUUUUACAAAUCCCAAGUCGAGUAGGUUUGUCCAACAGAAAAACAGGUUGCACACUUGCCCAAAGUGUGACGAAAAUAUAUCAGCGUCAGAAUUUCAGCAGCAUAUACAAAGUCGGCAUCGUUUCGAAAAUAAGUUUUCCUGCGACAAGUGUGACCGAACCUUUGACAGAGUCAACUAUUUGAAUAUCCACCGACUCACACACAUGAAAGAAUAUCCGUUCCAAUGUAAAGAGUGCAACAGAGGUUUCGUUGUGAAAAAAAAUUACGAGUGCCAUCUGCUGAAGCACAGAGACAUUUUACUCCACUCUUGUGAAUUUUGCUCUAAAAGGUUUUCAAAUCCUGAACAUUUACAUCGCCAUCGAACUGUACAUACGGAAAAUAUGACUUACGGGACUAAAUACAAAAGUAAGCGGUGUCGAAAAUGUUUGCUCGUUUUCGAUAAAGAUAAUGUUCGUGGUGAUCACGACUGCAAUGCUAAUAUGGUCACCUGCAGGUUCUGCAGUAAAGUUUUCAAGAAUAUCAGCUCGAUGUACAGUCAUCUCCAAGCUGUGCACAGAAAAAAGAAGGGUCUGUGUUCGAUUUGCGGUGUCAAGUCCAAAAACAUUGCUAUUCAUAUGCGUCUCCAUACAAAAAGCCAAAAACAGAAAUCGCAGUAUAUGAGAGGGCUAUGCUCUAUUUGCGGAAUUUAUGUUGCCAAUAUUUACAAUCACAUGGCAAGGCACAACAACUCCAGGAUUCAUAAAUGUUCUCAGUGUUCCAGAGCUUUUUGUACUCGACAGGGUCUUAUCAAGCAUCAGAAGACUCAUACGGGGGCAAAGCCUUAUAGUAAGUUGAAAAGUAUUGGUUUCAUUUGUACAAAAAUACAAUACCCUCAUAGGGUACAGAACGUGCCAAAUUGGAUAAAUAAAUAUCAAUAUAAUAGGUCUUUUGAAAAAAUAAGGUAAUGUUCAAAUUUUGCG